AGUAAAUAAAGCCCAGUCUAUUGUUCCAUAUCCAAACAAGUCUGCCAUUCUCGCACUCCCACAAUACCCGACAACCAAACCCAAACCAAACCUCCCAAAUGGCCCCCUUGAGCACCCCCCUCCCCAACGCGACCAUCCACGCGACCCCCGACUCCUCCGCCGUUAACACCCCAUCCCCCGACUACGCCUACGCGACCAAAUACGCCGGCCCACCGUUCCCCGUCGCCGACGCCAGCAUACCCCCGAGCAGCGCCGGCGGCGGCAACCACAACUGCAACAUGGUCGGCCUCCCGCGGUGCCAGGAGCAGUUUGGCAACAACAGCAGCCACCACCACCCAGAGUGCUGCAGCACCCGCCGCGCAAACGUCGCAGAGUCGAAUUGUCAGACCGGCGCACAGCACGUCUUCGGCCACCCCGUCCACAGCCAGCACAGCCACGCCAACGUGGUCCCGCUCGCGCUGCUCGGCAGGUGGCCGGCGCUGGUUAAGUGUCCCGGGUGCAGGGGGGUGGCGCCGACGAGCACAAAACAUGUUGCUGGAAAGGGGUCACACUGGAUGGCUACCAUGUUCUUUUUCACGACCGGCAUCUUCACCUUCGUCCCCUAUGUCACGCCUGCCAUGAAGGAUGUCGAGCACCACUGCCUCCGGUGCGGGCGACACCUCGCCACGAACAGGUUUGGAGGCGGCACGCAGGCCAAGCUGAUGUGAGCGGUGGGCUGCGGGGUUUACCGUAUAGUCGAUGGAAAUGCAAGAUGAAGAACCCAUGGCUGGACCAGUGGUGUUUGGCCAGUGAGUUUUUGGAAAUUUGCGAGGUUACUUACCGAGCGAUUGUCGUUUCGAUGAGCUUGUUGUUUUUAUUCUGUAUCUAGUUAUGACCUUUGUUCUUUUGUCUAGGAAAAUCAAGUCCGGUUCACUACAG
This is a messenger RNA of Pyricularia oryzae 70-15, 918 nucleotides long. RefSeq lists its product as uncharacterized. Lineage: Eukaryota; Fungi; Ascomycota; Sordariomycetes; Magnaporthales; Pyriculariaceae. The transcript is spliced from 2 exons. Bases 99 to 707 code for a protein of 202 amino acids. The record is from RefSeq and is a predicted model, not a curated record.